AUGGCGCAAAGGUACGAUGAGCUGGCUCAUUACGGCGGCACGAUGGACGGAGUCGGAGUCCCCACCUCCAUGUACGGAGAUCCGCACGCCCCGCGGCCGCUGCCCCAGGUCCACCACCUGAACCACGGGCCGCCCCCGCACCCGACGCAGCACUAUGGAGCCCACGCACCGCACAACAUCAUGCCCGGCAGCAUGGGCAGCGCCGUCAACGACGCAUUAAAGAGAGACAAGGACCAGAUCUACGGCCACCCUUUAUUCCCUCUGCUGGCUCUGGUGUUCGAGAAGUGCGAGCUGGCGACCUGCACACCCAGAGAGCCCGGCGUGGCGGGAGGAGACGUCUGCUCCUCCGACUCCUUCAAUGAAGACAUAGCCGUAUUUGCAAAACAGAUUCGCGCCGAGAAACCUUUAUUUUCUUCCAACCCAGAGCUGGAUAACUUGAUGAUUCAAGCCAUCCAAGUCCUACGAUUUCAUCUUCUGGAAUUAGAGAAGGUUCAUGAGCUCUGUGAUAACUUCUGCCACCGGUACAUCAGCUGCCUUAAAGGGAAAAUGCCCAUUGACCUGGUCAUAGAGGAUCGAGACAUCUGCAAGUCUGACUUUGACGACCUCUCCAGAUCCUCCACAAACCUAGCUGAUCAUAACCCAGCGUCUUGGAGAGACAUGGAUGACGCCCACUCCACACCCUCUGUGGGGACCCCAGGACCAUCCAGUGGAGGACACGUCUCUCAGAGUGGCGACAACACCAGUGAACUCGGAGACGCCCUCGACAACAGCUUAGCAUCACCGGGCACAGGAGAUGAGGAUGACCAGGACAAGAAGAGGCAGAAGAAGAGAGGCAUCUUCCCCAAAGUAGCCACAAAUAUAAUGAGAGCAUGGCUCUUCCAGCACCUUACGCACCCGUACCCCUCAGAGGAACAGAAAAAGCAGCUAGCACAAGACACAGGCCUCACCAUCCUACAAGUGAACAACUGGUUUAUCAAUGCAAGGAGGAGAAUAGUCCAACCUAUGAUUGACCAGUCCAACAGAGCAGUGAGUCAGGGUACAGCUUACAGUCCAGAUGGCCAGCCAAUGGGAGGCUUUGUUCUUGAUGGGCAGCAGCACAUGGGUCUACGACCUGGAGGACCGAUGGGUGGCAUGGGCAUGAACAUGGGAAUAGACGGGCAGUGGCACUACAUGUAAAUCCAAUCUACCGAGGCGAGCCCGAAGAACAGGGUGAAGCCUCCAUAGUUGGCUCAGGGAUCCUCCUCAUCCUCUUCCGGCUGGAGUUCAGUACCGGAGCUGGACCCACGUCAAACCCACGUGACCAUACACCGAAUUGACCACGCCCACCUCACCUUGCCCGAGCCCACGAGAUGCGCUCUUGUGGAGGAUUACCAUGGAAACGCCUCACCUGUGCACGAGAGGCUGCCCAUAAACUGAGUUCUAUCUGAACAGAGACCCGGAGCUUUUCAUGACCAAGGACUUCUUAGUGAAGAUGCACUGAAACAUCUACAGUUCCUUUAAAUUAUUUAUUUAUUUCCUAUAACGGCGAACCACAGGAUAGACGACAUUUUUCUCUUUUUCUUCCCAAGGAAAGCUUUACUCCCAAACCCUUAAAUAUGCCCUCCCCUCUGAAUAAAACUGUACAAAGACACACCGCACGCACGCACGCAC
Centropristis striata (black sea bass) is the source of this 1650-nucleotide messenger RNA. RefSeq names its product Meis homeobox 2b (gene meis2b). The transcript has 13 exons. The record is from RefSeq and is a predicted model, not a curated record. The coding region runs from base 1 to 1176 and encodes 391 amino acids. Gene Ontology annotation, biological process: brain development; positive regulation of cell population proliferation; positive regulation of transcription by RNA polymerase II. Lineage: Eukaryota; Metazoa; Chordata; Actinopteri; Perciformes; Serranidae. Gene Ontology annotation, molecular function: DNA-binding transcription activator activity, RNA polymerase II-specific; RNA polymerase II cis-regulatory region sequence-specific DNA binding.